AUGCAUGUGUUUCAUUUCCGAAACCCAACAAACCGAUAUUGUUGGAACACAACGUUGAAAACAAACCGUGGAACCUGGAGCAUUGAUAAAAAUUGGACCAUCAUGGCACAUAUGAAUACCCAAAAGAAGACGGUUUAUAUAGGUGGUUUAUCCGAGGAAGUGACGGAGGAUGUGAUCAAGGCGGCAUUUAUCCCCUUCGGAGACAUCAGUGAGGUCCAAAUCCCCAUCGAUUAUGCCACGGAGAAACACAGAGGGUUCGCUUUUGUCGAAUUUGAGCUUCAAGAGGAUGCUAAAGCCGCAAUUGAUAAUAUGAAUGACUCGGAAUUGUUUGGCCGAACUCUACGGGUGAAUUUGGCCAAGCCACUUCGUUUAAAAGAAUCCUCAUCACGGCCAGUUUGGCAAGAUGAUGAAUGGUUGCAAAAGUAUUCAGGCAAGGAUACACUCAGCAAAAACGGCGCGGACAACGAAGAGGGAACGCUCGGCGAAGAGCAACCCGCAGAUCCCGGCUCGGCUAAACGACCUGCAUCCGAAAAUGAGAACAAAAGCGAUGAGCCCAAGGACAAAAAGCCGCGGAAAAAUCCGCAAGUCUACUUUGAUAUCAAAAUUGGCAACUCCAUGGUUGGGCGGAUUAUCAUGCAACUUCGCGCCGACGUUUGCCCGCGAACGGCCGAAAAUUUCCGCUGCCUGUGCACGAAUGAGAAGGGUUUCGGCUAUCAGGGCAGUACGUUUCACCGGGUUAUCCCAGGCUUCAUGCUUCAGGGUGGCGAUUUCACCAACAACAAUGGCACAGGCGGCAAAUCGAUUUACGGGCAGAAAUUUGCGGAUGAGAAUUUCAUCCUGAAACACGUGGGUCCUGGAACGUUGAGUAUGGCCAACUCCGGGCCGGGAACCAAUGGCUCACAAUUCUUCCUCACAACCGACAAAACUGAUUGGCUGGAUGGGAAACACGUGGUAUUUGGAUCCGUCAUUAGCGGAAUGAAUGUGGUGAGGAAAGUGGAGAAAUUUGGCACCAAAUCAGGCAAACCCACGGAGAAGAUCAUCAUUGCCAAUUCCGGAGAAUUGGUUUAGAUGUCGGACUAUACUCAAUGAAUAAAAAAACAACCUAGCCGUCAA
This is a messenger RNA of Tigriopus californicus, 1113 nucleotides long. RefSeq names its product peptidyl-prolyl cis-trans isomerase E-like (gene cyp33). Gene Ontology annotation, biological process: protein peptidyl-prolyl isomerization; protein folding. The transcript is spliced from 6 exons. The record is from RefSeq and is a predicted model, not a curated record. Gene Ontology annotation, molecular function: peptidyl-prolyl cis-trans isomerase activity; RNA binding. NCBI's taxonomy places the organism in Eukaryota, Metazoa, Arthropoda, Copepoda, Harpacticoida, Harpacticidae. Gene Ontology annotation, cellular component: intracellular membrane-bounded organelle. Bases 1 to 1068 code for a protein of 355 amino acids.